AUGGUCACGAAGCACGCGAGGAGAGCCGCCAAGGCGGCUGCGCGACACGAGCGGGGGCGCGAGGACGCGCGGCAGUCGUGGUUUGAACCCAGCGAGCCGCACGCGCGCCCCAGCGGCGGUCCGCUGGCGCUCGCGGCGAAAACAGCUGAAUCAGGGUCCACUGGGCAGCCGGAGAUCAGCUUGGAGGAGUGGGAGGACGCGACGGACGCGCCUGGGAGCACGGUGGACUUUGGCGGUCGCGUGCUCGACCUCAGGGCGUUCCGCGACGUAGGGUUCGUGCUUGAGACCGGCGGCAAGACGAUCUCGAACUGCACGAUCAAGGGGGGCCUCAACAUCGAGAGCCCGCCGCCCGAGGACUGCUGCACGAUGACACACGAGCACUUGCGCUUCGUCAACGUUCACUUCGAAGGGACGGGGAUGACGACUAGGAGGCGGGACGGGCUCCGGUGCGCGCGCGUCGUGUUCGGAGAUCUCUUCAUGACCGGGCUGGUGACUUGCAUCUGCGCGGACGGCGUCACCUUCGAGCGCUGCUCCUUCACGGGGGCGUGCGACGCAGACGUGCCCGGCUGCCAAGAGGCUCCACGGUCCGGCGUCGUCGCGGGCCUCUUCGUGUCCGACUCGGCCGUCCGCGUGGAGAACUGUCGCUUCGUGGACAACAGGGGUCCCGGCCUGCACGUGACCAACGAACGUCCCCUUGGGCGGGAUUCGCCGGAGGGGGACGACUGCAGGGACACCGCCGUCGCCAUCAAGGACUCGCGCUUCGCGCAAAACGACUACUGCGGCGUCUUGGCGAGCAAGAGCGCCCAGGUCCACGUCGCGGGCUCGCAGCUGGACGCCAACUUGCUGUACGGCUUGGAGGCUACCGAGGGCGGGUUCGUCCGCGCGGUCGACACCAGGAUCCGCGGAAACGUGCUUGGAGGGGUGGCUGCGGGUGCCCGGGGGCGGGUCGUCCUCGAGGGCUGCCGGGUCGCCGACAGCGGGGGCUGGGCGCUGGAUGUCGCCUCCCAGGGCAGCGUGACCGCGACCGACGUGGUCUGCUCUGGCUGCAAAGAGGGCGGCGUCCGGGCCAGGGAGGGCGGCCUCAUGCGCCUGACUCGGUCCGCAGUGCGCCAGAACGGCCGCACGGGCCUGUGCGCCGUCGACGCGGGCUCGAAGCUGGUCGCGUCCGACGUGGAGGUGCACAGGCAGAAGGGGACGUGCGUGGUGGCGGAGGACGGCGGGGUCGUUGCGCUGAAGCGCUGCCGCGUGGCCGGCGUCGGCGAGGGGACGCAGGGCGUGUCAGCGUCACAGCGCGGGUCGACGGUGCACAUGCUGGACGUGGACAUGACGCGGGUGGCGCUGCCAGGCGUCGUGGUGGUGGCGGGCGGGAAGAUCAACGUCAAGGCGUCGUCGUGA
This is a messenger RNA of Pedinophyceae sp. YPF-701, 1395 nucleotides long. The record is from the annotation of a GenBank genome assembly. Lineage: Eukaryota; Viridiplantae; Chlorophyta; Pedinophyceae.